AUGGUGGUCGGAGUGGUAAAUGGAUAUGAUAUUGAUGCUGACUUAGCAUGUGGUCUAAUUUCAAACGAUUCACUUCUCAUUCAACUCAAAUCAAAUGAUUACAUGCAUUUAAGUGAUUAUCCUGAGGAUUGUGCUGCAAUUUAUCUCAAUGCAAUAGCAUCCCAACAACACGCCGCUACUGGUGUCUAUGAGAUUUGGCCAAGACAAGGUAAACCAAUGAAAGUAUGGUGUGACAUGGAUACAGAUGGUGGUGGAUGGACAGUUUUUCAGAAGCGAGGUGAUUUCACUCCACAAGAAGACUUUUAUCGAACAUGGUUGGAAUAUAAGCGAGGUUUUGGAGAUCUUCAUCGACAAUUUUGGCUCGGCAAUGAUCGUCUAUCAAUGUUGACUAAUCAAGAUCUAUAUCAACUAAGAGUUGACAUGGAAGAUUUUGAUGGAGAAAAACGUUUUGCUCAGUAUUAUAGUUUCCGAACGUCAGAUGAACAAGAUCAAUAUCGGCUAUCACUUGGAUCGUACAUCAAAGGUGAUGCAGGAGAUUCACUGGCUUAUCAUAAUGGUAUGCAGUUUUCAACCAAAGAUCAAGAUAAUGAUAAAAAUCCUAAAUCAUGUGCUCAAGGACACAAUGGAGCAUGGUGGUAUAAUGCUUGUCAUAAUUCAAACUUGAAUGGUGGAUAUUUACGUGGGGAUCAUCCGAAUAUUGAGGCCUCAGGAGUGAACUGGGUUACAUUCAGAGGCUUUUAUUAUUCGUUAAAGACAUCAGAGAUGAAAAUUCGUCCUGUUUGGUUCAAACCUUGA
Messenger RNA from Adineta steineri, 795 nucleotides. NCBI's taxonomy places the organism in Eukaryota, Metazoa, Rotifera, Eurotatoria, Adinetida, Adinetidae. The record is from the annotation of a GenBank genome assembly.